UAAUCCUUUGCCUUUUGCUUUUUCUCCACGCAGAUGAAAACUCAAGCUCAAACAGUUAAAAGACAUGUCCGAAAUCUACGAUAACUGGGAGAGGCUGUUGGCUGCCGUUCUGCGCCGGGAGCAGUUCCGGCGGCUCUGCAACCAGCACUCGAGAAAUUCUAGCAUCAGCUCAUCGUCCUCGGGCUUCAGUUUCAGUUCGCCGCUGCACGACAUCGAAUUUCUUAACUUUUCGGUCCCCGGCGCCGCCACCUCCCAUAAUUCAUCUCCUCAACAGCAAACUCAUCGCCAGGCGGCCUUUAUCUCGGAGUCUGUCUCUCCGGAAACAGCACCAAUCAACGCAGGCCCGCUUGCACUUUUUCACCGACUUCUGCAUGUCUCCCAGACCUUAAUUUAUAAAGUGGUGCUCAAAGUGGAUGUACAUGAUGACAGAGAAUUCGGAAAGGCCCUCAAAACCUUAAUUUUUAUGGUGCUCAAAGUGGAUGUACAUGAUGACAGAGAAUUCAGAAAGGCCCUCAAAGUAGUUUCUUCUUUUUCCGGGCUCCAGUCUGCUAAUUGGGACAGCCCGCCGGAAAAGCUUACGUUAGUUGGGAAUUUCGAUCCAAUUUCAAUGGUCAAAAAAUUGCGAAAAUCAUUGCGUACAGAAAUAGUCUCAGUUGGUCCGGGCUGCAGUCUGUUAAUUGGGACAGGACGUGGAAAGAGUUUACAUUAGUUGGGGAUUUCGAUCCAAUUUCAAUGGUCCAAAAAUUGAGAAAAUCAUUGCGUACAGAAAUAGUCUCAGUUGGCCGAACAAUGUUGCAAUCUAGUACAGCUCCAGUUCAGUCCAUGGCAGCAGCUUCAGACUCUGUUCCUGCUCCUCCAUCAUCUGUUCCAAUCUAGUCCAGCUCCAGCUCAGUCCAUGGCAGCAGCUUCAGACUCUGUUUCUGCUCCUUCAUCAUCUGUUCCUUCUCGUUAACGUGUUGCUCGUGUCAUUUGUAUAAAAUCGCGCUUUACGUUUUUAUUAGUUAGUGUUGGCAGAUUAGUUGGCAAGUGAUGUGGCAGUCAGUCGGUUAGUCAGUUAGAUUAGUUGCUGUUCUUCUUCUUCAUUUCGGGCUUUCUGUAUGUAUAUUUAAAUGGGCAGCUGUAACUUCUUCUUUGAAUGAAUGAAGAACCAAGUUCUGUUCA
Molecule: messenger RNA, 1161 nt
Organism: Sesamum indicum (sesame)
Lineage: Eukaryota; Viridiplantae; Streptophyta; Magnoliopsida; Lamiales; Pedaliaceae
Source: RefSeq, a predicted model, not a curated record